Purpureocillium lilacinum is the source of this 2799-nucleotide messenger RNA. RefSeq lists its product as uncharacterized. Gene Ontology annotation, molecular function: protein binding. Gene Ontology annotation, biological process: spliceosomal tri-snRNP complex assembly; mRNA splicing, via spliceosome. Lineage: Eukaryota; Fungi; Ascomycota; Sordariomycetes; Hypocreales; Ophiocordycipitaceae. The record is from RefSeq and is a predicted model, not a curated record. Gene Ontology annotation, cellular component: U4/U6 x U5 tri-snRNP complex; catalytic step 2 spliceosome.
AUGUCCGGCCGACGCGACUUCCUGAGCCAGCCGGCUCCCGAGAACUACGUCGCAGGUCUCGGUCGCGGCGCCACGGGCUUCACAACACGAUCCGAUCUUGGCCCGGCGCGCGACGGUCCCAGCGAAGACCAGAUCAAGGAGGCGCUGGCCAAGCGAGCCGCGCAGCUGGGCAUCGCGCAGGACGGAAAGGACGGCAAGAAGGGCAAGGACGACCAGGGCGACGACGCCAACGACGAAGCCCGAUACCAGGACCCCGAUAACGAGGUGGGCUUGUUUGCCGGCGGCGUCUACGACAAGGACGACGAAGAGGCGGAUCGCAUCUGGGAAUGGGUAGACGAGCGCAUGGACCGGAGGAAGCGGCAGCGAGAGGAGCGGGAGCAGGCCGAGCGCGAAGAGUUUGAGCGCAACAACCCCAAGAUCCAGCAGCAGUUCUCCGACUUGAAACGAGCGCUGGGUACGGUCACGGACGACGAGUGGGCCAGCCUGCCCGAGGUUGGCGACUUGACAGGCAAGAACCGAAGAAGCAAGCAGGCCCUGCGCCAGCGGUUCUACGCGGUGCCGGACAGCGUGCUCGCGGCGGCGCGAGACUCGACCGAGAUGGGCACGACAGUCACCGACGACGGGACAGCGACGGGACGGGAAGGCGGCGACGGGACGAUGACCAACUUUGCCGAUAUUGGCGCGGCCCGCGACAAGGUGCUCAAGUCGAGGCUUGAGCAGGCGUCGCAGAGUGCCGGCACCGAGUCCUCGGUGGCCGGCAGCGCCUCGACCAUCGACCCGCAGGGCUACAUCACCAACCUGAACAAGAUGCAGAUGAACGGGCAAGCCCAGGUCGGCGACAUCACCCGCGUGCGGGAGCUACUGCAGUCCGUCGUCAAGACGAAUCCCAACAACGCCCUGGGAUGGAUAGCCGCCGCGCGACUGGAGGAGCUGGCAGGCAAAAUCGUUGCCGCGCGAAAGACCAUCGACAAGGGUUGCGUGCAGUGCCCGAAGAGCGAGGACGCCUGGCUGGAGAACAUCCGACUCAACCACGAGUCGCCAAACGCAAAGAUCAUUGCCCGCAAGGCCAUCGAGUCGAACCCCAAAUCUGUCCGGCUCUGGGUCGAGGCGAUGAACCUGGAGAACAUUCCUAGCAACAAGAAGCGCGUUAUCCGCCAGGCGCUGGAUAACGUGCCGAAGUCCGAGGCCCUGUGGAAGGAGGCCGUCAGCCUGGAGGACGACCCCAGCGACGCGAGACUCAUGCUGGCCAAGGCCACGGAACUCAUCCCCCUCUCGGUCGAUCUAUGGUUGGCCCUGGCGCGACUCGAAACCCCCGAGAACGCGCAAAAGGUGCUCAAUAAGGCUCGUAAAGCCGUCCCGACAUCGCACGAGAUUUGGAUUGCGGCCGCGCGGUUGCAGGAGCAGCUCGGCCAGGCGGACAAGGUCAAUGUCAUGAAGCGAGCGGUGCAGGUGCUAGCUAAGGAAUCAGCGAUGCCCACGCGCGAAGAAUGGAUUGGCGAAGCCGAGAAGUGCGAGGAGGAAGGGGCAACAGCCACCUGCCAGAACAUCAUCUUCGAGACGCUGGGCUGGAAACUGGACGAGGACGACGACCGAAAGGAUAUCUGGAUGGAGGACGCGCGGGCGAGCAUCAACAGGGGCAAGUACGCAACUGCUCGGGCCAUCUACGCCUACGCCCUACGAGUCUUUGUGCACAGUAAGACUAUGUGGACGGCUGCGGCCGACCUGGAGAGGAAUCACGGCACCAGGGACGCCCUCUGGCAGCUCCUUGAGAAGGCCGUGGAGGCGUGCCCGCGCAGCGAGGAUCUGUGGAUGAUGCUGGCCAAGGAGAAGUGGCAGGCCGGCGCCGUGGACGGGGCGCGACUCGUGCUCAAGCGCGCGUUCCAGCAGAACCCCGACAACGAGGACAUUUGGCUGGCGGCCGUCAAGCUCGAGUCGGACAGCGGCAACGUGGACCAGGCGCGCAAGCUGCUGCAGAUUGCGCGGGAGCAGGCGUCGACGGACCGGGUGUGGAUGAAGAGCGUGGCCUUUGAGCGCGUGCACGGCAACCCCGAGGCGGCGCUCGACAUGGUGCUCACGGCGCUGCAGCGAUUCCCCGCGUCACCAAAGCUGUGGAUGCAAAAGGGGCAGAUCUACGAGGACCAGGACAAGAUAGGCCAGGCUCGGGACGCGUACGCCACGGGCGUCAAGGCGGUGCCCCGGUCGGUGCCGCUGUGGCUGCUCUACUCGCGGCUCGAGGAGCGGGCGGGCCUCACCGUCAAGGCGCGGUCGGUGCUGGACCGGGCGCGUCUCGCAGUGCCCAAGAGCGCGGAGCUGUGGUGCGAGUCGGUGCGGCUGGAGCGGCGAGCCGGCAACCUCCCGCAGGCCAAGUCGAUGAUGGCGCGCGCGCAGCAGGAGGUGCCCAAGAGCGGGCUGCUCUGGGUGGAGCAGAUCUGGCACCUGGAGCCGCGGACGCAGCGCAAGCCGCGCAGCCUCGAGGCCAUCAAGAAGAUCGACAACGACCCGCUGCUGUUCGUCGGGGUGGCGCGCAUCUUCUGGGCGGACCGCAAGCUCGACAAGGCGCAGAACUGGUUCGAGAAGGCGCUGGUGCUGGACCCGGACUGCGGCGACAGCUGGGCCUGGUACUACCGCUUCCUGUGCCAGCACGGCACCGACGAGAAGCGCGAGGAGGUGGUGUCCAAGUGCGUCCAGAACGAGCCCAAGCACGGCGAGGCGUGGCAGGCGGUGGCAAAGGACCCGGCCAACGCGCUCAAGACGACCGAGGAGGUGCUCAAGCUCGUCGCGGCGGGGCUGGAGCAGUGA